Torulaspora globosa is the source of this 2760-nucleotide messenger RNA. It is a transcript of the gene CTF4, whose product is annotated as chromatin-binding protein CTF4. The transcript has a single exon. Gene Ontology annotation, molecular function: chromatin binding; protein binding. The record is from RefSeq and is a predicted model, not a curated record. NCBI's taxonomy places the organism in Eukaryota, Fungi, Ascomycota, Saccharomycetes, Saccharomycetales, Saccharomycetaceae. Gene Ontology annotation, cellular component: nuclear replication fork. Bases 1 to 2760 code for a protein of 919 amino acids. Gene Ontology annotation, biological process: DNA repair; mitotic cell cycle; DNA-templated DNA replication.
AUGCCUAGCGUUGUUGAUAAAUCCGUUUUCGAAUACGGAGGAAAGACAUUGGUGGCUAUAACGCCGGAUUACAAUACGUUAUGUGUGGCUAGUAAGAAUGGAUUGGCUAAACUGCUACAGGUGGAUAAACCUGAAGAGGAACCGGAGGUUUUGGAAAUAUCAAAAAACUUGAGCUCGGUGAAAUGCGAUCCCAGUGCCGGCUAUUUGAUCACGACUGUGAACGGUGAUGCUUUCAGGCUUGAUCCCACAUCAGCAAGCGAUAAACUUUUGGCUAGGUCAGCACUACCUCUGAGAGAUGGUUGUAUUAUACAUUCAGGAAAGACGGCCGUUUUGGGCGGUGAUGACCUGGAGCUACUAGUCAUCGACUUGGAAGAGGAUACUCUAAAGAAGAGUUCAAUUAAGGUAGAGGAGCAGAUUUCUCAAAUGUCCUAUGCUCCGCAAACAAACCUCCUCUCUAUAUCCUUCAUUAACGGCAAGGUUCAGUUCUUUUCGGUUUCGUCGACCAGACCCCAUAGAGUGCACGAAUUAGCUGGCUAUAUUACCGCAAAUACGUACAAGAGUCUUCCAAAUGACGACUCUUCGGCAGAGACAUUAAAUGCAAGCAGUGUGAACAUUGGGCCUGACUCGUUGGAUGACGCAAGGGAACAGAACAUCGACGAUCCCGAAUUUUGUGAUGAGAAUCGGAUCUGCACUCGCGUCUCUUGGCACCCGAACGGUUUUCAUUUCGCCCUGCCUUGUGCAGAUUGCACUAUCAAGAUCUUCAAUGUAAAAGGCUACGCCUUAAUGAAAACUCUGAAAGACUCUGUCCUUCCAGUGGCGAAAUUUAUCGAUUUGCAGUUCGAUCCCUUGACUGGGUCAUAUAUCGCUUCUGUUGACAUCAAUAACGGCCUUUUGAUCUGGAACUGGCAUACUUCAGAAAUAGUAUACAGGAAGAACUUCAAGCACAAUAUAACAAACUUCGUUUGGAGAGCUCAAGCAGACAACAAAACGCUCGACAUCAUCCUUGGAACAUGGACAGGCGAUAUAAUUAACAUAAAAGGAAUUGUGGAAUCGGUUUUGGCAGGAAAUGGGGAUGGUGAUGGGAAGGCGAAGGAGCAACAACAGCAACACAAUGCUCUCUUUGUGGACUCAGAUUUGGAUGAUAGCGAAAUAGAUGCGCCAUCAGCUAACGUAGAUAUUCAAGCAGAGGAAAGUGACUCGGAAGGCAUAUUUACUCAAAAUGCUGACGAAGGAAAGAGAAGAUAUCCGUUCGAGAAUGAUGAUGGGUUCAUAGACGAUGACGAUGGAGCAGGUUACGUCUCUCACAAAAAAAGACAUCAACAUUCACCGAAUGCUCAAUUGACUACUCAAGUUCCGAAUACCACGGUUUCUCAAUAUCCUUCAUUUCGUUAUAAGCCAGUGUCUCCAGGUGCUACGCCAUUUGGUCGUGGCGGCAGAAGGUAUAUGACAAUGAACAACGUCGGCUACGUUUCUGUAGUGAAAAACAAUGAACAAAACAGUGUCACAGUGUCUUUUUUCGAUAUCGGACGCUUCAGGGAAUAUCACUUUGAAGAUGUUUUUGGCUAUGACCUUUGCUCAUUGAAUGAGGAGGGUACGCUCUUAGGACAGUCCAAGACAGGUAUGCUGCACUAUAGAUCGCAUAACAUGAUACAUUCGAAUUGGACAAAAAUGAUACCUUUGACGCAUGGAGAACGGAUCACUAGCAUAGCGGCCACAACUUUCAGGAUAUUUGUUGGGUCUUCGCAUGGGUAUAUGAGAAUCUUUAAUCGGCAUGGCCUCCCACUGGCUGUGGAAAAGGUUUCACCGGUUGUGGCACUCGCAGCUCAAGACUACAAAGUUUUUGCGGUACAUUACUCGCCUUACCACGGAAUAUCUUAUUCUUUGUUUGAGCUAUCGCCAACGGCCUCCAAAUACUAUCAACGUGAGUGUCCUUUGCCGAUGACGUUACCUCAGCUCAAUUUGACUUCCGAGGGUGAUGUCGAUAAGCAGUUCAUCAAAUUCAGUCCCCUUGGUUUGAAGAGCUUGUUUUUCUCUGCAUACGGCGACCCAUGCCUCUUCGGCUCCGACAAUGUUCUUCUAUUACUUUCAAAGUGGAGGUCCCCUUCGGAAAGCAGAUGGCUGCCGGUCUUGGACGCAAAUAUGGAACUGUGGAAAAUGUCUGGUGGCAAAAACAACACACAGAUCCACGUUUGGCCCCUGGGUCUGAAUUACGAUACACUGAAUUGUAUAUUGGUCAAAGGAAAGAAUAUAUGGCCCGAGUUUCCACUACCUCUACCGUCUGAAAUGGAAAUGAGAAUACCGAUUUUAGUGAAAAGUCGAAUCGUGGAAGAGGAAGAGAAGCGCAAAUCAAAAUCGGAAGAUACUAUCGGAGAGGGGACAUCCGAUGGGGCUGGAGGAGGACAACAAAAUGAGGAGAUUGCUAUACCUCCAACUAUGGCCGCUGAGGAGGAACUCCUGCGCUCCAAAGUUCUUUCCGACCUUUUAAAAGAUUCAAUCGAGAACGAUGGUGAGGUUUUCGGAAAUGAAAAUGAGAUUCUAAGCUCUCUAAAUUGGUCCUAUGAUAAGGCACUGUUAAGACUCUUCGCCGGUGCAUGCGCUGAGCAGAACAUGGAAAUGGCAACUUCCCUUGUCAAAGAGAUAAAACAGGAUAAGGCGCUCAUUGCUGCCACUAAAAUAGCAGAAAGGGCAGAACUGCCAGUUCUCGUAAAGAAAAUAAAUGAGACAAGAGAAGCCAGGUUCGAAGAACAAAUAAAUAAUUGA